This is a messenger RNA of Arabidopsis arenosa, 2281 nucleotides long. Lineage: Eukaryota; Viridiplantae; Streptophyta; Magnoliopsida; Brassicales; Brassicaceae. The record is from the annotation of a GenBank genome assembly.
GGAAAACCUAAACUGUGAAAAUCUCCGAUCGUCCGAUAUGAGAUUUGUGACAUCGUCGGCCGGUGAGAUUUUCCGACGUGAUGAGCUCGUAGUGAGACAGCUCUUGAACCCUCGUCUGUACUCUAAACUCGUUAAUACCUUCUCUGAAACUGAAGCCAAAUUGAGAUCGCUAUGUGAGGAUUCAAAUCCUCAGCUCAAGAUUGCCGUUUCAGUUUUCCAGCAAGCAGUCGACUCCGGUGGCUCUCUUGCUUUCGCCGGAAAUAAUCUCAUGGCAACGCUGGUACGCUCUAGAAACCACGAAGUAGCAUUUUCAUUUUACCGCAAGAUGCUUGAGACUGAUACAUUCAUCAAUUUCGUGUCGCUGAGUGGGUUACUUGAAUGUUUUGUGCAAAUGCGUAAGACCGGGUUUGCGCACGGGGUUCUCGCAUUGAUGUUGAAGCGUGGGUUUGCUUUCAAUGUGUAUAAUCUUAAUAUCCUCUUAAAGGGUUUAUGUAGGAAUCUGGAAUUUGGUAAAGCUGUUAGUUUACUGAGAGAAAUGAGGCAAAACUCUCUGAUGCCUGAUGUUGUUAGCUACAACACGGUUAUUCGAGGUUUCUGCGAGGGAAAAGAGCUAGAGAAAGCAUUGCAAUUAGCUAAUGAAAUGCAAGGCAGUGGCUGUUCUUGCAGUUUGGUGACUUGGGGGAUUCUGAUAGAUGCCUUUUGCAAGGCUGGUAAGAUGGAUGAGGCGAUGGGCUUGCUCAAAGAAAUGAAACAUAAGGGUUUAGAGGCAGAUCUUAUUGUGUAUACUUCUCUGAUUCGAGGGUUCUGUGAUUGUGGUGAGUUAGAUAGAGGAAAGGCGCUAUUCGAUGAGGUUCUGGAAAGAGGAGAUUCUCCCUGUGCAAUUACAUAUAACACGCUUAUUCGAGGUUUUUGCAAGUUAGGACAGUUGAAAGAAGCCUCAGAGAUGUUUGAGUUUAUGAUGGAGCGUGGAGUUCGCCCAAAUGUUUACACGUACACGGGUCUAAUUGAUGGCCUUUGCGGUGUAGGUAAGACUAAGGAAGCCCUGCAACUUUUAAAUCUGAUGUUAGAGAAGGAUGAAGAACCAAAUGUUGUGACAUAUAACAUUAUUAUUAACAAGCUGUGCAAGGACAGCCUUGUAGCGGAUGCUUUAGAAAUUGUAGAGUUAAUGAAGAAGAGGCGUACAAGACCUGAUAACAUAACAUACAACAUUUUACUGGGAGGACUCUGUGCCAAAGGUGACCUAGAUGAAGCAAGUAAGCUUCUCUAUUUAAUGCUGAAAGAUAAUAGUUAUACGGAUCCAGAUGUUAUAUCAUUUAAUGCGCUAAUCCAUGGGUUGUGCAAGGGAAACCGUCUCCAUCAAGCUUUAGAUAUUUAUGAUUUGCUGGUUGAGAAAUUGGGUGCUGGGGAUAUAGUUACCACUAAUAUAUUGCUUAACAGCACUCUCAAGUCUGGAGAUGUAAAUAAGGCAAUGGAACUUUGGAAACAAAUAUCUAAUUCCAAAAUUGUUCCAAACUCAGAUACAUAUACUACUAUGAUUGAUGGGUUUUGCAAAACUGGCAUGCUUAAUGUUGCUAAAGGAUUGCUUUGCAAAAUGAGACUGUCUGAGCUACAGCCUAGUGUUUUCGACUACAACUGCCUACUGUCAUCAUUAUGCAAAGAGGGAACCUUAGACCAGGCAUGGAGAUUAUUUGAGGAAAUGCAGCGUGAUGACAGUUUUCCAGACGUUGUUUCUUUCAAUAUCAUGAUUGAUGGAAGUCUUAAAGCAGGGGAUAUUAAGUCUGCAGAAUCACUUCUUGCGGGGAUGUCUCAUGCUGGUCUUUCCCCUGAUUUAUUUACUUAUUCGAAGUUGAUAAAUAGGUUCCUGAAACUUGGAUAUUUAGACGAGGCUAUCAGUUUCUUUGACAAAAUGGUUGAUAGUGGCUUUGAACCUGAUGCUCAUAUUUGCGAUUCUGUGUUGAAGUAUUGUAUUUCACAGGGAGAAACAGACAAAUUGACGGAAUUUGUAAAAAAACUGGUGGAUAAAGAUGUUGUCCUCGACAAAGAACUCACGUGUACGGUCAUGGAUUACAUGUGUAGCAGCUCAGCAAACAUGGAUAUUGCAAAACGGUUGCUAAGAGUGGCAGAUGAUAAAGAAGAAGGGGAUAAGUGGGGUGCAUAGUCAUGCUCACUUAUGCUAACUUGAGGACUAUAAAGUUGGAGAUGUGUGACUGAAGUGACACAGGCUACAAAGUAUGACUGGCAGACUGGGAAGGAUGGUUGCAAAGAAAUUUUGGACUAGUAU